This is a messenger RNA of Salvia miltiorrhiza (redroot sage), 4473 nucleotides long. RefSeq names its product probable disease resistance protein RF45. Lineage: Eukaryota; Viridiplantae; Streptophyta; Magnoliopsida; Lamiales; Lamiaceae. Gene Ontology annotation, biological process: defense response to other organism. The record is from RefSeq and is a predicted model, not a curated record. The transcript is spliced from 3 exons. Bases 2197 to 4464 code for a protein of 755 amino acids. Gene Ontology annotation, molecular function: ADP binding.
GUGAGAGAGGUGUUCCUUACCAUUCUCCAGAAGUUCACUCACGACGACAUGUCCAGCAAGGAAGAUUUGGUGCUAAAGGAACUAGUCCGCUCCCAUCUCGACAAGGAGAGAUUCUUGUUGUUCGUGGAUGAUCUGUGGACCAUCGAAGACUGGAAACUAAUCGAAGCCGCGCUGCCGAAGAAUAACAAAUUAGGUAAAGUGUUGAUAACCAGCCGUCAUAUGGGAGUAGCCGCGCAAACAAACAGCACUAGAAAGCCCCACGCGCUGCGGUUCCUGACCUUCGAGGAAAGCUGGGAGCUGCUGCAGCUGGAGGUGUUUGGUAAGAACAAUACUGGUCCCAAGGAGUUGGAGGGGCUGGGAAUGCAGAUAGCCCGGCAGUGUGGGGGAGUGCCUCUUCCAGUGGUGGUGAUAGGAGGAACUCUCGUCGAAAAAUCUGGUGAUCAUCAUGAGAAAAGUGAUUGGGAGAAGAUCUCGAAUAGUGUAAGUAGCUCUGUGCAUGGCGAUAAACGCACCGAAAGCAUCAUCUCGCUCAGCUAUGACCAACUGCCUCAUCACCUGAGGGAUUGCUUCCUGUACCUCGGGAUGUUUCCCGAGGACACAGAGAUCCCCGCGUUGAAGCUCAAGCACUUGUGGAUUGCAGAGGGAUUCAUACAGCAGAAGGAGGGGAAGAGUGUGGAGGAGGUGGCGGAGGACAACCUCGACGACCUCGUCUCCAGGAACUUGGUCAUGGUCGGGAGAACCAAGGCCAACGGCGACAUCAAGACGUGCCGCGUCCAUGACAUGAUCCGGGAGUUCUGCCUGAACGAGGCCUCCUUCGCGAAGAAGAAUCUUUUCCAGGAGGUGAAGAAGACCCAGGGCGUGUUCCACCCGGCCAUCACGGAGAUCGAGAAACGCCGCCGCCUCUGCAUCCAUUCCAACGUGACGGAGUUCCUCCUCAAGAAGCCCAAGGGCCCCAAAGUCCGUUCGUUUGUUUGUUUCUCCAAGGAAACGAUCGACCUCCCGCCGGACUACACCCUGUCGAUCCCCGACACCUUUGAUUUGCUCCGCGUUGUCGACGCCACUCCUCUCAAAUUCACCAAAUUCCCCCCGAAGCUCACCAAGCUGAUUCAUCUGCGGUACAUUGCUCUCUCGGGGAGCGAAUUCAAGGCUCUGCCCGAGGCAGUGUCGAAGCUCUGGAACCUCCAGACAGUGAAAAUCGACACUGCCUUGCGCGAGUUCGAGAUCAAGGUCGACAUCUCGAAGAUGAAGCAGCUGCGGCAUCUGAAGACGAAGGCAGCUAUCAAACUCAAGGAAGUGAGAGGCGGAGGCGGAGAGAAUCUUCAGACGCUGAGCAGGUUAAUGGCGGAGUGCUGCAAAGAGGAGCUCUUCAACAGGGCGUCGAACCUCAAGAACCUCGGGAUUCGUGGGAACCUAAACGCGCUCGUGAACGCGACCUACUUGGGGAAAUUGGAAUAUCUCGAGAAGCUGAAGCUGGUGCACGACGUGCUCCCCUCCACGGCCGACAACGCGCUGCAUCGCGUGCCUGAUCCGCCUAGCUUCCCGCCGAAUCUGAGGAUGCUGACGCUCUCCUCCACCUACUUGGGGUGGGAUAAUAUGACUAGGCUGGGAAACCUGCACAAUCUGCAGGUGCUGAAGCUCAAGGAGAUGGCGUUCAAGGGGACGUUGUGGCAAGCUCAAGGCGGCGGCUUUCCGCAACUGGAAACAUUGCACAUUGAGCGCACCGAGUUGGAGAUAUGGACUGCUUCGGCUGAGCCGUUCCCGAAGCUCAAGAAUCUGAUACUCAAGAACUGCGAGAAACUUCAACAGAUCCCAUAUGUAGUGGGGAAGGGGGAGAGCCUUCAGCUCGUGGAUAUUGAAAGUGUGUCGCAGACACUAGUUCGGUCAGCAAAGAAAAUCGAGGUGGAAAAACAACAAAUGCAAGGUGGGGAAGUCAGAGCUACAAGGGGUCGAUUUAAGCUCAAAAUUUCUCCAGCGUAUGCAUCAUCAUCAACCACAAACUAAUCCAAGAGGGAAUAAAAAACAUGAAGAACAAAGCCUUUCUCCUGCAACAGAUGACUAAAAUGCUGCAAUUUCUAUCUUCUUCGUUUUUCUAUGCUUAUUUUCUUCAAUUUUUCUCUUUAGCUUUUUUGGUGUGUUGUUAAACCCACCCUAGGCUAGCCUCCAUGUGGAUGUGGCUCUGCCACCGAUUGAAACUAAAUGCCACUGAUUGGGCUUGAGACCAAUCUUAUUUUUGAGAUCUUAAAAACACAAUUGCUGAGGGCUGACAAUGUAGUGGGCUUCGCAGACGAGGAAGCCACUCUGAUCAAAUACUUGAACGAAAAAACAGAGCAACUCGACGUCAUCUCCAUCGUGGGCAUGCCCGGCCUCGGCAAGACCACUCUCGCUUGGAAAAUUUACAGAGACCCCAAGAUCCAAUUCGAGUUCCCCACCCUGAUCUGGGUUUACGUCUCUCAGGAGCUGAACGAGAGAGAGGUGUUCCUCACCAUCCUCAAGAAAUUCACCCGCGACGACAUGUCCGGCAGGGAGGAAUGGGAGCUGACCCGCCUCGUCCGCUACCAUCUCGACAAGGGCAGAUUCCUGCUGUUCAUGGACGACGUGUGGACCGUCGAGGACUGGCGGCGGAUCGAUGCGGCGCUGCCGAAGAACAACAAACUAGGCAAGGUGUUGAUAACCAGCCACCACGUCGGCGUCGCGACGCAGACGAACCGCAGCAGGGAGCCCCACAAGCUGCGGUUCCUGACCUUCGAGGAGAGCUGGGAGCUCCUGCAGUUGGAGGUGUUUGGUAAGAACAAUACCUGCCCCAAGGAGUUGGAGGGGCUGGGAAUGCAUAUCGCCAGACAGUGCGGCGGCGUGCCGCUGGCGGUAGUUGUGAUCGGAGGUACUCUCGUCGAGAAAUGCGGCGACAGAAGAGACUGGGAGAAGAUCUCCGAUAGCGUGAGCAGCUACGUCCAGGAAGAUCGGCGUACCGAAAAUAUUAUAUCUCUCAGUUAUAACAAACUCCCUCAUCACCUGAGGGACUGCUUUCUGUACCUCGGGAUGUUUCCCGAGGAUACAGAGAUCAGCGCGUGGAAGCUCACGCGCCUGUGGAUCGCGGAAGGAUUCAUACAGCAGAGGCGGGGCCGGAGCCUGGAGGAGGUCGCCGAGGACAACCUCGACGACCUCGUGGCCCGGAACCUCGUCAUGGUCGAGCGCGCCAGGGCCAACGGCGACGUCAAGACGUGCCGCGUCCACGACAUGAUCCGGGAGUUCUGCCAGAACGAGGCCUCCUUCGCGCACAAGAACCUGUUCCAGGAGGUGCGGAAGACGCGGCACGGCGUGUUCGACCCGGCGAUCACCGAGAUCGUCAAGCGCCGCCGCCUCUGCAUCCACUCCAACGUGCCGGAGUUCCUCCGCAAGAAGCCCAAGGGGCCCGGGGUCCGCUCCUUCGUGUGUUUCUCCAAGGAGGCGAUCCCCCUCCCGCCGGAGCACACCCCGUCGAUCCCCGACGCGUUCGACUUGCUCCGCGUCGUCGACGCCACGCCCCUGAAAUUCACCAAAUUCCCCCCCAAGCUCACCAAGCUGAUUCAUCUGAGGUACAUUGCCCUCUCCGGCAACGAAUUCAAGGCCCUGCCCGAGGCGGUGUCGAAGCUCUGGAACCUGCAGACCGUGAAGAUCGACACCGCCUCGCGCGAGUUCGAGAUCAAGGUCGACAUCUCGAAGAUGAUGCAGCUGCGGCACCUGAAGACCAAGGCGGCGAUCAAGCUCAAGGAGGUGAGGGGCGGCGGCGGGGAGAAUCUCCAAACGCUGAGCCGGCUGAUGGCGGAGUGCUGCAAGGAGGAGCUCUUCAACCGGGCCUCGAACCUCAAGAACCUCGGCAUCCGAGGCGACCUCAACGCGCUCGUCGACGCGACCUACCUGGGAAAACUGGAGCGGCUCGAGAAGCUGAAGCUGGUGCACGACGUGUUCCCCUCCACCGCCGACAAGGCGCUGCAUCGCGUGCCGCACGCGCACGGCUUCCCGCCGAAUCUGAGGAUGCUGACGCUCUCCUGCACCUACCUGGGGUGGCCGCACAUGGCGGCGCUGGGGAGGCUGCUCAACCUGCAGGUGCUGAAGCUCAAGGAGAUGGCGUUUAAAGGGACGCUGUGGCAGGCUCAGGGCGGCGGCUUCCCGGAGCUGGAGACGCUGCACAUCGAGCGCACCGAGCUGGAGAUAUGGACCGCGGCUGCGGCUGAGCCGUUCCCGAAGCUCAAGAAUCUGAUACUCAAGAACUGCGAGAGGCUUCAAGAGAUCCCGUGUGUGGUGGGGGAGGGGAAAAGCCUUCAGCUCGUGGAUAUUGAACGCGUGUCGCCGACGCUGGUUCAAUCUGCGAAGAAAAUCGAGGAGGAAAAGCAACAGAGGCAAGGUGGGGAUGUGAGAGGUAGAAGGGGUGGAUUUAAGCUCAAGAUUUCUCCAGGGGAUGCAUCAUCAUCAUCAAACACAAACUAAUCCAAUAGG